AUGAAAGCAUUUGACGGUCUGUCGAUAAGAAGAUAUCGAUUUCUUCGUAAUAAGUGCAAGGUUUCCUACAAAGUUGACCUGUGUCGUAAUGUGCAACUUGUCAAAGUAGAUACAUAUUGUGGUGAUUAUUGGGUGAGGAAAUAA
Messenger RNA from Theileria orientalis strain Shintoku, 144 nucleotides. RefSeq lists its product as hypothetical. The record is from RefSeq and is a predicted model, not a curated record. Lineage: Eukaryota; Apicomplexa; Aconoidasida; Piroplasmida; Theileriidae. The transcript is spliced from 2 exons. The coding region runs from base 1 to 144 and encodes 47 amino acids.